Messenger RNA from Purpureocillium lilacinum, 1119 nucleotides. RefSeq names its product protein disulfide-isomerase erp38. Gene Ontology annotation, cellular component: endoplasmic reticulum. Lineage: Eukaryota; Fungi; Ascomycota; Sordariomycetes; Hypocreales; Ophiocordycipitaceae. Gene Ontology annotation, biological process: protein folding. The record is from RefSeq and is a predicted model, not a curated record. Gene Ontology annotation, molecular function: protein disulfide isomerase activity.
AUGGUUCUCAUCAAGAGCUUCGUGCUCGCCGCCGUGGCCGGCCUGGCGGCCGCCAAGUCCGCCGUCAUUGACCUGACGCCCUCCAACUUUGACAAGGUUGUCCUUAAGUCGGGCAAGCCCACUCUUGUCGAGUUCUUCGCGCCCUGGUGUGGCCAUUGCAAGAAGCUCGCUCCCGUCUACGAGGAGCUCGCCCUCGCCUUUGAGCACGCAAAGGACAAGGUGCAGAUCGCCAAGGUCGACGCCGACGCCGAGAGGUCUCUGGGCAAGCGGUUCAACAUCCAGGGCUUCCCCACCCUGAAGUGGUUCGACGGAAAGUCGGACAAGCCCGAGGAGUACAACGAGGGCCGUGACCUGGAGAGCCUGUCGGCCUUCAUCAGCGGCAAGGUCGGCGUCAAGAACAAGAAGAAGCUCGAGUUGCCCAGCAGCGUCGAGAUGCUCACGGAUGAGUCGUUUGCCAAGACGAUUGGCGGGGACAAGAACGUGCUGGUCGCUUUCACUGCCCCGUGGUGCGGACACUGCAAGAACCUCGCCCCCACGUGGGAGACUCUUGCUCACGACUUUGACAACGAUGAGAAUGUCGUCAUCGCCAAGGUUGAUGCCGAGGCGCCCAACAGCAAGGCCGUCACCGAGAAGCAGGGCGUCAGCUCGUACCCGACCAUCAAGUUCUUCGCGGCCGGCAGCAAGGACGGCGUUGCGUACGAGGGUGGCCGUUCCGAGGACGCCUUCAUCGAGUACAUCAACGAGAAGGCCGGCACCCACCGUGUCCCUGGCGGCGAGCUCGACACCGUCGCCGGCACGGUUGCUUCCCUCGACACUCUUGUCGCCAAGGUGCUCGGCGGUGAUAAGAUCGCCGACGUCGCUGCCGAGGUCAAGAAGGAGGCCGAGAAGCUCAAGAAGGAUGCUCAGUACAAGUACGCCGAGUACUACGUGCGCGUCUUCGACAAGCUCAACAAGAGCGAGGGCUAUGCCGCCAAGGAGCUUGCGCGCCUGGACGGCAUCCUCUCCAAGGGCGGCCUUGCUCCCACUAAGCGUGACGAGAUCAAGCGCAAGACCAAUGUCCUGCGCAAGUUUGUCGAGAAGGUCGCUGAGAAGGCUGAGGAUGCCAAGGAGGAGCUCUAA